Messenger RNA from Dicrocoelium dendriticum, 852 nucleotides. The record is from the annotation of a GenBank genome assembly. Lineage: Eukaryota; Metazoa; Platyhelminthes; Trematoda; Plagiorchiida; Dicrocoeliidae.
AUGGCAAAGCCAGGUAAACUGUCUGGUGAUGAAAUUCAGCCGCUGACCUCCGAUCCGGGGGUAAGGAUUGCUUCUGCUUUGGAAUCCUUGUCGGACGCUAUGCGGAAGAUGACAACAAAUCUGACACCCGCCCCUUCCACACCCCCGUUACCCCCUCCAGAAAAGUUUUUUCCAGGCAUGCCAUAUCUCCGAUGGGAGAAACAGGUGCAAAUGUACGUCAAGCACUUUCCAGCCCAACAACGGGGUACGGUGAUCAUGGGCCUGCUAGCAGGAGAGGCAUUCGACAAAGUUACGGAUAGUAAAGUGUUAGAGGGAGAAGUCACCACGGAAACCUUCGCUGCCCUUCGCCGCAUCUUAGAUCGGCCUGGCCUGCCCGAUGAACUGCGCAGAGUUUUCCAUGCCCGGUAUCAGAGACCGGGAGAAAACGUGGAAACAUUCGUUCGCGAAUUGCGGAGGAUGGCGGUAAAUGCCUACACAGAUGAAACGCCGGAACAACAGGACGAGCGAGUGUUAGAGCAGUUGCUCGAGGGCAUCCAGACGCCCUCGGUAAAAAGAGAGUUCCGUUUACGACGACCUACGUGUCUUCAGGCAGCCUUAACAGUGGCAGAUCAAUUAGAGCAAGUCGACGAGUCCAUGGGCCCCAUGGAACCAUGCUGCGUGCUGAAUCGAUACAGCCCCGCUAGAUUCCAACCACCAGACCGAAGAAAUUGGAAUCGCGUCCCGUUUCGAGGGGAUUAUUCGCGACCUCCAGUGCAAUCGUACUUCCGAAGGCCCCGCCCCCUCCACCAAGAAGAGGAAAUUUCCCGCCAAGCCGUGGCAGGCGAAAUCUUCAAGGUGAGUGCGGUCGUGUGA